Lethenteron reissneri (Far Eastern brook lamprey) is the source of this 2661-nucleotide messenger RNA. It is a transcript of the gene RAB7A, whose product is annotated as RAB7A, member RAS oncogene family. The record is from RefSeq and is a predicted model, not a curated record. Gene Ontology annotation, biological process: phagosome-lysosome fusion; endosome to lysosome transport. Gene Ontology annotation, cellular component: late endosome; lysosome; phagocytic vesicle. Gene Ontology annotation, molecular function: GTP binding; GTPase activity. Lineage: Eukaryota; Metazoa; Chordata; Hyperoartia; Petromyzontiformes; Petromyzontidae.
CCCCGCCCCCACCCACCGCGCGGUGACGUCACGUGACGUCUCGGCCCCGUGACCCGCGCCGCCAUCUCUGCCCCAGCGAGACGCGGCCCGGACCCACACAGACUCCGCCAUGACUUCCCGCAAGAAGGUUUUGCUCAAGGUGAUCAUUCUCGGAGACUCUGGGGUGGGGAAGACGUCGCUCAUGAACCAGUACGUGAACAAGAAAUUCAGCAACCAGUACAAAGCGACCAUCGGCGCGGACUUCCUCACCAAGGAAGUGAUGGUGGAUGACCGGCUCGUCACCAUGCAGAUCUGGGACACGGCAGGGCAGGAGCGGUUCCAGUCGCUGGGCGUGGCGUUCUACCGCGGCGCCGACUGUUGUGUGCUGGUGUUCGACGUGACGCAGCCCGGCACGUUCAAGACGCUGGACAGCUGGCGCGACGAGUUCCUCAUCCAGGCGUCGCCACGCGACCCUGAGAACUUCCCCUUCGUGGUGCUCGGCAACAAGAUCGACAUGGAGAACAGACAGGUCCCGACGAAGCGCGCCCAGACCUGGUGUCAGAACAAGAACGACGUCCCCUACUUUGAGACGAGCGCCAAGGAGGCAAUCAACGUGGAGCAGGCCUUCCAGACCAUCGCUCGCAACGCGCUCAAACAGGAGACGGAGGUGGAGCUGUAUAACGAGUUUCCCGAUCAGAUCAAGUUGACCAACAACGACAAACCAAAAUCCAGCAGCUGCUGCUAGAGUGGGGCUUGCUGCUCACGGUUCACUCGCCGAUAACGCACCGCUCACUCACCGCUCACUCACGACUCACUCACGACUCACCGCUCACUCACGACUCACGGCUCACUCACGGCUCACUCACGGCUCACUCACGGCUCACUCACGGCUCACUCACGGCUCACUCAGCCCUCACGCAAGGCUCACUCACCGCUCACUCAGCCCUCACGCACGACUCACUCAGCGCUCACGGCUCGCUCACGGCUCGCUCACGGCUCGCUCACGGCUCGCUCACGGCUCGCUCACGGCUCACUCACGGCUCACUCAGCGCUCAGGCACGGCUCGCACACAUCCACCCAGCCUUCGUCGCACCUCUCACUCACAUCGCACCGAGCUCUCACUCAAAGCUCCAUCACCACAGCUCUAAGAACACCGACUCACACCCAUCUCCUCCACCUCGUACACACAAAGAGCUCACACACACACGCCUAGCAUCACGCACACACAGUACACAGACACUAGUGCACAAGCCUCGUCGCCUGUCAAUUCACACACCCUGCUAACACACGCUUGGUAGCAUGCUCUCACACACAUCCUUGUUAACAUUCACACGCUCGCACACGCCGCGUCGCAGGGUGUAACGCACACGCACUUGGCGCUUGCACAUCUCCCCCCUCACCCCCCACGUGGGGGGAGGUGGGGGGCAAGGGGAGUUUGAAUAACAUUAUAAAUACAAUACUAACGUCGCCCCUCGCGUAGUCCCCCGUGUCGCCCCGCAUAAUUCCCUAUGUUAUCCUUCGAGUCCCCCCCCGUGUCGCCCCACCAAGAGUCGGUCCCUGUCGUUCCUCGCAUAGCCCCCUGUUGGCACCCCACCAAAUCAUCCCUGUGUUUAGCCUUUAGUCCCUUGUGUCAACCCACCAAGAGGCGGUCCCUGUUGCCUCGCGCAGAGCCCCUUUGUGUCACCCUACCAAAUCGAUCCUUGUGUUGCCCCUUGCAUAGUCUCCUGCGUCGCCCACACCCACCUUACCAAUAUUCACGGAGUUAUGGGGGGCAGAAGUUGAAACGGAUAAUUGGAGGACAAGUUUGCUUGUAGAGUUAUAGAACUGCCUUUGCUUUGCUCUCCCCUAACUCUCCCACCUUGCCUCUCUUCACCCUCUUUUCCCCCUUGCUCUCAUCUCUCCCUGCCCCCCACCACCCACUCCCGGGGGCUGUGGUGUCGGGAUCACAAGGGGGGGUCUUAAUUUAGGACCCCUUGGCACCCCCUGUAAGACCCCAAGCUCCUUGUGUUAUGUCUAUCCCCAGUACCCCAGAUUUCCUGGUUCUCCGAAGUUCGGCCGGACAGAUUCUCUUGGUGAUGACCGCCUCUCACUGGAACCACAGACAAUUAGACAACAUUGGUGUAUGGGUCAUGAGCCCUGAAAGAGCAGAGAGGGGGGGUAAAGAGGGAACCGAAGGUUGGGGGCGGGGAGUUAGUGGUUAUCCCUUUGAUCCCGUCUCCCACCCCUGUUCCCUAUGACGCUGCACUGCCCUGACCCCCUUUGCUGCACCGCUGCCCCCCUCCUGUGCCUGUAUCCCCCGCUACACCCCACCCUCUCCGCCGUUACCACCCCCUGGGUCUCGGUCUGUCUCUCAACAUCUCUCCUCUUCUCGCUCGGUUUCCCUUCCUGCCCCUCUUCUUCCUCUUCGUCUCUCCUCCUCCUCCCUCCGUCACCACCACCGGUGUCUGGACAUACGUUUCUCUUUCAAAUGAUGAGUCAAAAUCCAGGGGAGGAAUUUCAAUUAUGAUGGUGGUGGAGUUGGUGGUGGUGGAGUUGGUGGUGGAGCAGGUUGUGGUAAUUUUUUGUUAUUUUAAAUUUCUUGUUUUCUUUGCAAGCUAUUACCUGUGGCAUGACUAUGAUGAUGAUGACGAUGAUGAUUAUUGUUGUAAAAAAAAAACCCCAAUAUAUCCCGUAUAGAGAUGA